AUGGAUGAGUCAACAGAGGUUCGAACAGAUGGCAAUUCCCUGUUGAAGGCUGUAUAUUUAUGCCGGCUACGUCUGACUCGGCUGCUCCUGGAAGGAGGAGCCUACAUUAAUGAGAGUAAUGAGAAUGGUGAGACACCACUUAUGGUAGCCUGCAAGACACGCUAUACAGAUUCACAGAGUGUACCCCAGCACAAGAUGGUCCGGUAUCUUCUUGAAAAUGGUGCCGAUCCAAACAUCCAAGACAAGACUGGGAAAACGGCUCUAAUGCAUGCAUGUCUUCAACAAAUGGGAGCUGAAAUUCUGUCACUUCUUCUUAGCAGCGGAGCUGAUCCAACCCUGGAGGAUCAUGGAGGUUUAUCUGCGUUAGUUUAUGCAGUUAAUUCUGGUAACAGGGACAUUCUUAGUGUACUCUUAGAUGCCUGUAAAGCCAAGGGUAAGGAAGUUAUCAUCAUCACUACCAACAAACUGCCAUCUGGCCAUCAGGUGACAAAGCAGUACCUUAAUGUUCCUCCAUCUCCUGAAGUUGAAGAGAGUCUGCAUUACUUACCAGCAUCUUGCUGCAUGUCACCAUAUGAGGUCCAGCUACGAACUCCUCCUCAGGGCUCUUCAGCAACAACCUCUCCUCAACCUGGCAGCCCCCUUCAAAGCCUCAAGGAUCCCCAGUGUUUAGGCUUAGGGCAUGGCCUGAUCAGAUUUCAACCAGGUUCACCAAUGCAACAUCGAAGUCCUCUACGUGUUCCCGAUGUGGAUAAGCGACCUAACUUCCAUCAGCUACACUCAGAAGCCUGGUCCAAAAGUCCUUCCCUGUUGCUCCAGCAGAGUCAGGCGUCCUCUCUGACUGAGCAACCAGUGAAAAUUACUCCGGAGGAGGUGCUGUCUUUCAGAGUCGAAGAACAUCCUCCUGCUAUUUCACGGCACCAGAGCAUUGAUGUCAAAGAUGCAAAAGGACUUGUGAAAGCAUUAGAGAUCUUAUCAGGAAAUGACAACAGGGGAGGUGGUGGAAAAAAAGGCUUUGGCAGAAAGAUGUCAUAUGACAGUGCUGCAAGUUCAUUAUAUUCUGUUUCACACCCAAACUUGCUUCAAGAUAAUUUUGCUGGGCCGCCACCGGCACGCUUGACUUCAGAGUGGUUUACUGAUACGGCCUUCGACUUCACCCUAGAGGUGAAGCGGUAUCAGUUUUGUGAGACGUUCUCCUUUGUCACCAACGUCUCACUGAUGGUUCGGAUCGCCGGACUGAAUCCCACCGCCGUGGACCAGACUAAAAGCACCGGCCUGGACCCGAAUUUUAACGUCCCAGGUCUUUCGGCCUCGUCUAAGAGGGCUGUGCACAGACUUCG
Molecule: messenger RNA, 1337 nt
Organism: Neolamprologus brichardi
Lineage: Eukaryota; Metazoa; Chordata; Actinopteri; Cichliformes; Cichlidae
Source: RefSeq, a predicted model, not a curated record